AACGCCGCAUUUUUUACGUAAACUUAUUCAGAUUGUAAAUUCAACAAGUUAUUAAUGCAAAAACUCUGAAAAACAAACUAAAAGUAUUAACUUUUAAGAGCGCUAUUAAAGACAAAACCAAUUGAAAAUGAUUUACACAACGACGCUGCUGUCGCGAGGCUCCCUCAUCGGGUCGCUAAUUAGCAAAGUCAGGCAAGUUGUAGCCAAAAACUCAGACACUGCACAUACAGAUCAAAUCAACAAAAAUUUCACACCUACGCCAAACACAAACAGACCAUUGGCCGCCGCCAGCCUUAGCAAUAGCUCGGCACUGCACUCCAAGUCGCUGGAGGAGCAGAUUGGCCUGCCGCCCAGGCCAAAGAAGCCGCUGACGCCAUACUUUCGCUUCAUGCGCGAAAUGCGACCCAAGAUGCUGGCAAAGGAUCCAAAGAUAACCACAGUCGAGGUUGUGCGCCAACUGUCCAAGAGCUGGGUGGAUGUCGAUCCCAAGCUGAAGGAGCGCUUGCAGUCAGAGUACAAAAAGGAUCAGGAGCUCUACCUGGAGCAGCGCACCAAAUAUGAUGCCACGCUCACCGACCAGCAACGCGCUGAAAUCAAACAGAUGAAACAGGACAUCAGCGAUGCCAAAGAGCGGAAACAGCUGCGCAAACGUAUCAAGGAACUGGGACGCCCCAAGAAGCCGGCCUCCGCCUUUCUGCGCUUUGUGGCCAGCGAGCGCACGAAUACGCCACAAACACCAAAUCAAACGUAUCGCGAAUGGCACCAAAAGGCGACCGCCAAAUGGACUCGCCUCUCGGACGAAGAGAAAGCAGUCUAUCUGCGCGAAUCGCGCAAGGAACUGGACCAGUACAAAAAAAACAUUUCGAUUUGGGAGGAGAAAAUGAUACGUCUGGGCCAUAUCGAUGUUGUACGUCAUGGCAACCUCAUCGAUCCGCCAGAGCCCAAGCCACGCAAAGCCCAAGCUCUGAAAGAGAAGUAGUCUGAACCACACAUCAUCUGCCAACACAUGUUUCGUUUUUUUAACCACCAGUUUGCUUUCUUUAGUUUUUCAUCGUGUGAAAAUUUAAUUUGUUAGGUUCCUUGCUCGCCUUUAUAAGUAUAAAAUAAGUCGAUUCUUAUGGUCCAGUUAAAUGCUGUGCGCGAUCUGUUCUCAAUAUUCAUUUCGAGUAAUGUAAAUAGCUUCAGCAUAAUGUAUUAAAUACUUAUAAAGAA
Messenger RNA from Drosophila novamexicana, 1212 nucleotides. It is a transcript of the gene TFAM, whose product is annotated as transcription factor A, mitochondrial. NCBI's taxonomy places the organism in Eukaryota, Metazoa, Arthropoda, Insecta, Diptera, Drosophilidae. Gene Ontology annotation, molecular function: transcription cis-regulatory region binding. Bases 128 to 979 code for a protein of 283 amino acids. The transcript has 2 exons. The record is from RefSeq and is a predicted model, not a curated record.